AACGCCCCCUAUAGCUCGUUGCGAUCGUCAAUAAUGUAGGUGGGUAGAAAUAGGCAACUAAAUACUGGGUAUCAUUUUCGACUCUUGAACAAAAAUUAUAAAAAGAGCAUUUUUAAGAAAUAUUUAUACAGUUUAUUUGUAUGAAUAUUAUCUUAUUCUGAUUAAGGGGCGGUCCUACUUGGUGCUGUCUCUCCUAUUGUGCUAUAUGUCCUCUUCUACUUGACGAAGGUUUAUAAGCGUAUUUUAAUCACACAAGCCUGAAAAUGUAUGUAAUUGCAAUAACCAAUUAUCUUAUUCUAAUGUCUUUAUUUUCAUCAUACUAAAAGAGAGCCUAAUUAGAAAUUGUGUGAAGAAAAAAGAGCAAUUGAUAUAAGGAAAAAAUCUUCGUCAUUAAGCAAUAAACAAGGUAACGACGGCGAUCACAAAGUCAGUUCCACUGAAAAUAAUCUACAAGAAACGAUCUCAAGUCGCGACAAGGAAAAAGAAAAAACUAUGAAGCUCGAAAACGAACUUGCGAGAUUACGAUAUAUAUUCUCAAAACUAUGGUUCUGAUUCUACCACUCAUCAAUCAAGGUCAUUUCAACAUAACGAAACGAACAUCAUCUUCCACAGCGCGAGUCGGUAUCAGUUUCAAGAAGAUCCUAGCUCGUCGUCUUCAGUCUACGGCUUAAAUCAGAUUUCUGAUGCAUCGCCUGAAACGAAAGUUGCUGUAUCGGCUUGCUGAUAUAUGCGUUAAAUCGAUUUAUAGCCCAGUCCUACUAUAGAGAAUAUUAGAAAACUUUCAUACUGUUGGAUGCAUUGUUAUGAAUUUCAUGGGGCUUGAAAACAACCAAAGAUAUUAGCGAAGAAUAGAUCAUCUUGAAAUUUGUUUCUACCGCCAGCCACAGAGAAAGCAAGACCUUUUCAUUACCUUAUAGGACUUUUGUAAUACUGUAUGCAUUUUUUAUGACUUUGAUUUUUUUAUUGCUAUGUAUUUAUUACUAUGAAUUACUCUAAUAUUUAUUCCAUUGUAAAACUUAGAUACAUUUAUAACAAUUUAAAUACUAUUUUUACUUUAGCCUUUUAAUUUAAUAUCCAGUAAUAGUUAUUAGUAUUCAACAACAACUCCAUAACUCAUUCUACUGAGAGACUUUUGAGUAAAUUUUUAUUGAUGUUUUUCUAAAAAUAUAUUUUAACUUGUCAUAAGAUUGUUCACUCUUAAAAAAUCUUAUGAUAGCAAUAUAUUUAGAUCUUAGAAAUGUUAAUUAGCUAUUUACAGAUUAAUACAAUUGAAUUUUAUACAAUAUGAGUUUUUUAGCAGACGGUAACAUGAUUACACUUAAUGUUAAUACUAAUAAGAAUCAUUAUUUCUGUGUUAUAUGUAAUAAGAAUUUUUCACAGAAGAGUAAUCUGGUGGCGCACAGUCGCUGUCAUACUGGUGAGAAACCCUAUUCUUGUAGUAUAUGUAAUAAGAGUUUUACGGGGAAGCGUAAUCUGACUGUGCACAGUCGCACUCAUACUGGUGAGAAACCUUAUUCUUGUAGUAUAUGUCAGAAGAGUUUUACAGAGAAGAAUAGUCUGACUAAGCAUAGUCGCUCUCAUACUGGUGAGAAACCUUAUUCUUGUAGCAUAUGUAGUAAAAAAUUUUCAAGGAAGGAUAAUCUAACUGAGCACAAUCACAUGCACUCUGGUGAACAACCUUAUUCCUGUAGUAUAUGUAAUAAGAGUUUUUCGUAUAGGUGGGAUCUAACUAAACACAAUCGUACUCAUACUGGUGAGAAAGCUUAUUCUUGUAGUAUGUGUAAUAAGAGUUUUUUUGAGGAGAGUAAACUAACUAAACACUAUCGCACUCAUACUGGCGAGAAACCUUAUUCUUGUAGUAUUUGUAAUAAGAGUUUUUCAGAGAAGAGUAAACUAACUAAACACUAUCGCACUCAUACUGGCGAGAAACCUUAUUCUUGUAGCAUUUGUAAUAAGAGUUUUUCAGAGAAGAGUAAUUUGACUGUACACUAUCGCUCUCAUGCAAGGGAGAAACCUUAUUCUUGUGGUAUAUGUAAUAAGAGUUUUUCCCAGAAGAUACAUCUACAUAGCCAUAGUCUCACUCAUACUGGUGAGAAACCUUUUUCUUGUAGUAUAUGUAAUAAGAGUUUUUCAUAUAAACGUAAUCUAACUAAACACAAUUGCUCUCAUAUUGAUGAAAAACCUUGAUCUUGUUACUAACGUAAUAAAAAAAAAUUGUUAAUUUCUUCAUUUUUACUCCUAUUUUUACACAUAUGCGUAAUUGUGUUUGCCUCUGAGUAACUUAAUUCUUUUAGUGAAUGUAAUAAAGGAUUUUUUGAAAUUAA
This is a messenger RNA of Parasteatoda tepidariorum (common house spider), 2324 nucleotides long. NCBI's taxonomy places the organism in Eukaryota, Metazoa, Arthropoda, Arachnida, Araneae, Theridiidae. The record is from RefSeq and is a predicted model, not a curated record.